This is a messenger RNA of Oikopleura dioica, 2853 nucleotides long. Lineage: Eukaryota; Metazoa; Chordata; Appendicularia; Copelata; Oikopleuridae. The record is from the annotation of a GenBank genome assembly.
AUGAUUGCUGAGAGCUACGCGGACGCUUUCUACGGUUUCGCGCAGGCCCUGUCCGAGCUCGGUGGAGACGCGGAUCCUUACGAUUUGGUUCGCUUUUUUGACGGGGUAGAGAUUAGUUACAAACAGACGGACAAGAAAAUCGUUAUGAACAAAAAUUCUGACGAGCAGAUGGACUUCAACGUAUUCCGGUCAAUAAACGACGAAUGGGCAUUGAGCUUGCAAACGAUCUCCGAAGUUGGCGAUAUUUCUAUUCAAGAAAUUAUGUCUUUAUGGAAUGGUGGAGUGCCUCCGAGUGGGAACCCUAAAUGUGGUCUCGACAACUCAAAGUGCGUUGGAAAUACGAAUCUGUCCAAGGGUGCAUUCGCCGGCAUCAUCACCACUGUCGGAGUCGUCGUUAUUAUCGCUCUUGGGCUGGGUUACUUUUGCUAUAAAAACUGGAAGAAGAAAAACGACUCGAAGGGUCUGGUCAUCAUCAUUCCGGAAUCAGAGAUCAAGCUCAAGCCGGAAAUUCGCGACAAUCGUCCUACAUCCACAACAAACAACAGUUAUUACAGUGGAAUCAGGUCCUUUAGUCGAUCCUCUCGAAACCUCAGCGUUUCAUCUUUAUCGUCCUCUUUCUCGAGCGACUUUCCUAUUUCCAAAUCUAAGACAAUUGUUCCCGGGUAUUACUCCGACACUUUUGUCGCUUUGAAGCGACUGUCGCCGGAAAUCGACAAUUUGCCGAAGUCGCUGAAUACUCUUGGCGUCAUAAGCGAGCUGCGUCAUCUUGUUCAACUGCAGCAUAAUCACAUAGCCAAGAUCUACGGCGUGUACUCAUGCAGUGUAGAAGGGGAGGUACGAGCAUCUCUAGUCACCGAGUUCGGAACCAAAGGAUCCCUCAAAGAUCUCCUCGAAGACAAAGACACGUCCAAAUUCAAUCUUACUUGGGAAAUGAAACGCUGCCUGAUGCUAGACGUUAUUCAAGGAUUGAGCGCAAUUCACCGCGAGUCGAAUUUGGGCUUUCACGGCAACCUCAAGUCCCAAAACUGCAUCGUCGACGGGCGACUGACUGUCAAACUUACCGACUUUGGCCUGGCAAGUUUGCUCGAUCCCGUGCGACAUGCGCGAAAAGAGGAAAGGCUGAAAAAAGAAGAGUCAAAAACUGAUGCUUAUUACCAGGCAUUGCUGUGGAUGGCUCCAGAAAAGCUCAUGCUAGAAUGUUCAGAGCUCUUCAAGUCAACGUCAAAGUCGACCUACGACAGCAUUCAAAUUGAGAGUAGGGAUAAGGUGAAACGAGAGCAAAGCGCGGAUAUGUACUCCUUCGGCAUUAUUUGCCACGAGAUCAUGUAUCGCAAGGGGCUCUUCUGGCUUGGCCCUGAUUCCGAAGAGCCAGAGAAUUUCGAAUUUACUCGCCCGCAGAACAUCAUCAAGCGAAUGUUUCGCAAAGAAGCAUCCAAGUCCGAUUCGCAGCCAUUUUUGGACGAUAUUGAACGCCCGGACAGAUUUUCUGUGGAAGACGCAGAUGUUUUCACCGUUUCUCCGACAUUAAAAGCAAUGGUCGAAGGUUGUUGGACAAAAAAUCCAGACGAGCGUUUGAAAAAGUCAGACAGCGAGCAAAUAAUUAAAGGACUUGUGUCCAAGAUGCAAGCAUCAUCUCUUGUGGACUCGCUCAUGGACAGGAUGGAAGACUAUUCUUGCCAUUUGGAAGAUCUUGUCGAAGAAAGAACGAUUCAGUACAAAAAGGAGAAAGAACGCGCAGAUGAUCUAUUGUAUAGAAUGCUGCCAAAGUGCGUUGCGGAUGAUAUGAAGAAUGGUCGGCCAAUUAAGCCUCGCCAGUUUGACAAUGCUACGGUCUUCUUCUCCGACAUUGUUAAUUUCGCCCAAAUUACGAAAUGCCUAGAAUCGCGUCCUAAGGAGAUCGUCUCCAUGCUUGACCAGCUGUAUACUCUUUUCGACUCCAUCACAGAGCGCUUUAAAGACAUUUACAAAGUCGAGACGAUCGGAGCCGAUUACAUGGUCGUUUCUGGCCUACCCGAGCCGCUUGAAAACCCGCCGCCGGGAUAUUACGCCGGCGAAAUCGCCAAAUUUUCCCUCGAACUUAUGAAAAAUGUAAAAGUCGAACUGAAUAAGAUGGAUCCUAAUUCUGACGAUGUUCUCUGGCUAAAGAAUCUGAGAAUUGGUUUUCACUCAGGGAGCUUAGUUGCGGGUGUAGUUGGCCAAAAAAUGCCCAGAUACUGCCUCUUUGGAGAUACAGUCAACACGGCCAGCAGAAUGAAGUCAAACGGAAAAGAGCUCAAAAUUCACGUGUCGAGCGAGGCGUAUGCAGAAUUGGUUCAAACCAACAUGUUUCAUCUUGAAUCACGUGGAAAGGUUCAUUUGAAAGGAAGAGGCGAAAUGGAUUGCUACUGGUUAGUGGAGCAAAUAAACGCGCUGGAAUCUUUCGGCGGAGACUAUCCACAAAGCAGCAUCAUGAAGCCUCCAGUCGGCGGAGCCCGAAAGCACGCUAGAAAACAGGAUAGAAACACGAUUACGGAAGGAAACUCGGCAAAAAGAUCAUCGGGCAAUAUGAACUCGUACGGGAGACAGUCGGGACAAGGCACGCAAAAUCAUUCCAGAAACAACACUGGCCGUUCUAAUUUCAUCGAAACAGACGACGAUGUUUUCGAAACUGGAAAAAGAAGGAAAACAAUGCCUUCAGUUUGUUUUGGCGAAAGCCCUCAAAUAAUAGAAAUAAGUGAUACUGGAAGGAAUUUCCUUGGCGGGCUGGCUCCCGAACAGCCUUCAAACUUUCUGGCCGCGGAAAGAACAAUGCCGAAGAUUAGUGCGAGCUCGAAGCAGAGUUCUGGCUAUUAUUUAGGGCUCAGAUUCAAAUAA